Molecule: messenger RNA, 856 nt
Organism: Panthera uncia (snow leopard)
Lineage: Eukaryota; Metazoa; Chordata; Mammalia; Carnivora; Felidae
Gene: SYNDIG1L
Product: synapse differentiation inducing 1 like
Exons: 3
Coding region: 137-856 (239 amino acids)
Cellular component (GO): intracellular membrane-bounded organelle; membrane
Source: RefSeq, a predicted model, not a curated record
GCCUGAGUUCUUAAACAUUUCCCGUCCUGCAUCCAGCACCCUGGACUCAGCAUCUAUCUGUCUUGCUCGCCCAUCAGGCUCUCUGAGGACAGCUCAGCUGGCCCAGGCUCCCCUCCCUGGAGCUGCCCCCAGAACCAUGGAGAGUCUGAGUGAACUGCAGAACCCUUUGCUGCCUCGGAGCCCCGCCCCCCUCCAUGGCCCUUACCCCUACCCCGAGGCUUCGCCCAGCUGGUCAUGCCAGGAGAAGCUCUACUCCUACCUCCUGGGUGGUGCUGGCUCUGCUCGCACCCAUCAGCUCCUGGACCCAGGAUCCCUGCAGCUGGCCGUGGAGGCCUGGUACAGGCCCACCUGCCUCCUGGGGAGGGACAAGGUCAAGGAAGCCAGGGCAAACAGCUGUGAGACCAGCUUCACAGAGAACAGGGAGCCCCAGGCGGGGCCUACGCUGCGGUCCACAGAACCUGGCCAAGUAGAAGAGGAUGUCACCAUCCAGACUGUGUCCUACGGGGUUCAAGAGGAGCAGCAGGGCCAGGAGAAUGACCAGGAGGAGGAGGAGGAGAGUGAUGUGACGUCGACAGACAGUGAAAGUGAAGACAACUUCGUGGCGCUGCCGCCCAGGGAUCACCUGGGCCUUACUAUCUUCUCCAUGCUCUGCUGUUUCUGGCCCCUGGGCAUCGCUGCCUUCUACUUCUCCCAGGGGACCAGCAAGGCCAUCUCCAAGGGAGACUUCCGCCUGGCCAGCACCACCUCCCGCAGGGCCCUCUUCUUGGCCACACUCUCCAUCGCCGUGGGCGCCGGUCUCUAUGUGGCCGUGGUGGUGGCUCUGGCAGCUUACAUGUCCCAGAAUGGCCAUGGCUAG